GGCAGGUAGGGCGGGCGGGCGGCGCGGGGCCCGCUCCCCGGCCAUGGCUCAGACGGAGCCCCCGAAGGCGGUGCGGCUGUGGCGCGACGCCGCCCUGCGCGUUCGGAAGCUGCGGGGCGGCCCCGACGAGCCCGAUCCGGAGCCGGACGAGGGGCCUCCGGGGGGGCCGCCGUCGCCCGCGGCCCGCCGCCCGCCGUUGGGAGAGCUGGAGGCGCUGAACCUGAGCGGGCGGGGGCUGGAGGAGCUGCCCGAGGAGGUGGGCGCCGCCCUGAGCGGGCUGCGGGUGCUCAGCCUGCGGCGCAACCGGCUGUGCCGCCUGCCCGCCGCCGCCCUGCGGCACCUGGGCCGCCUGGCAGAGCUGGACCUCAGCCACAACCGGCUGCGGGGCCUGGGCGACGGCAGGGCGCUGGCGGGGCUGCGGGGCCUGCGCAAGCUGAGCCUCAGCCACAACGAGCUGGGUGCCGAGAGCCCCGGCCUGCCGCCCCGCCUGGCCGAGCUGGCCCGCCUCGAGGAGCUCGACCUCAGCUUCAACCGCCUGCGCCGCCUGCCCGAGGGCUUGGGCUGCCUGCGGCACCUCCGUGCCCUCGACAUCGACCACAAUCUGCUGCCCUGCUUCCCCACCCCGCUGCUGGAGCUUGCCGCCUUGGAGGAGCUCGACUGCUCUGGCAACCGGCACCUGGGAGCCCUGCCCGAGGGCAUCGCUGCCCUGCGCCACCUCAAGAUCCUCUGGCUGAGCGGCACGGGCCUGUCGUCCCUACCUGAGGGCCUCUGCCAGCUGGGCGCCCUGGAGAGCCUUAUGCUGGAUGGCAACCAGCUGCGGACUCUGCCCGCCGGCUUCAGUGGCUUGCAGCGGCUCAAGAUGCUGAACCUCUCCUCCAAUUUGCUCGGUGAGUUCCCUGCUGCCAUCCUGGCGCUGCCAGGGCUGGAGGAGCUCUACCUGAGCCGCAACCAGCUUGCUGUGCUGCCUUCUCACCUCUGCCAGCUCCGCCAGUUGCGCACCCUCUGGCUGGACAACAACCGUAUCCGUUACCUGCCCGACUCCAUCGUGCUCCUGCACAGCCUGGAGGAGUUGGUCCUGCAAGGCAACCAGAUUGCCAUCCUGCCCGAGGGCUUCGGGCAGCUCUCCCGUGUCACCCUGUGGAAGAUCAAAGAUAACCCCCUCAUCCAGCCUCCCUAUGAGGUCUGCAUGAAAGGCAUCCCCUACAUUGCAGCCUACCAGCAGGAGCUGGCCCACUCCCAGCCUGCUCUCAAACCCCGCCUCAAGCUGGUCCUCAUGGGUCUGAAGGACGCUGGCAAGACCCUGCUGAGACGAUGCUUGAUGGAGGAGGAUGGGCAGAAGGAGGAUGCAGGAAGCCUGGAAGCAGGGAGCACCCAGCCCCGAGGGUGCCCUGGGCAACAGCAGGAUAGUGGGAGAGCAGUGGGAUGCUGUGCUGUCCCUGAGGAUGCUUCCGAGCGGCGGGGCAUAUGCUCUCACGUGCCAUCCCACCAAGGGAAAGGAGAAAGGCCGUGCUCUGCGCCCUCACUGCCUCCAGAUGCCUCCCAGGUUUCAUCAGGACUGCGACUGUCGGGCAGCAAGGGCAUUGAGGUGAUGGACUGGACUGCAGACGCAGAGAGGGGUUUGACAUUCAUUGUGUAUGAGCUGGCAGGGGACCCGACCUACGAUGUGAUCCAGUCCUUCUUCCUUUCUCCCGGAGCGCUCUAUGUGCUGGUGGUAAAUCUGAGUGCCUACGUCCCUCAGCACUUCUACCCCUCCGUGGGCUAUUUCUUGCACUGGCUGGGUUCCAAGGUGCCCCACGCUGUGGUGUGCAUGGUGGGAACCCAUGCUGACCUCUGUGCUGAGCGGGAGUUGGAAGAGAAGUGCCUGGACAUUCAUCACCAGAUUGCCCAGCAGGAAAAGAGGGAUGCUGAGGGCCUCCAGAGUCUUGUCCAGCAGGUAGAUGAGGCUCUGGGACAGGACUUUGACCUGCGCUGCUCCAGCCCUCACACUGCCUUUUAUGGGGUCUCAGACAAGAACUUGAGGCGAAAAAAAGCCCAGUUUCAAUAUCUUCUCAACCACCGGCCUCAGAUCCUCUCUCCUGUGCUGCCUUUCAGCUGUUGGGACCACUGCCAGGUGCGUCGCCUGCGGGACAAGCUCCUCUCAGUGGCUGAGCACCGUGAUAUCUUCCCGAACCUGCACCGGGUGUUGCCCAAGUCCUGGCAAGUGCUGGAAGAGCUGCACUUCCAGCCACAGGCUCAGCAACUGUGGCUGAGCUGGUGGGACUCUGCCCGGCUGGGCUUGCAGGCAGGCCUGACGGAGGACCGGCUCCAGAGCGCCCUGUCCUACCUGCACGAGAGCGGGAAGCUGCUGUACUUUGAGGAGCACCUCACACUGCGGGAGUACGUGUUCCACAACCUGCCGCGACUCAUCGACAUCCUCAAUGUUUUCUGCCAGCGGGAUGCCACUGUGCUGCUCCAGAAACUGCUCAGUGACACCCACGUUGAUGAGCUGAGGGCCACUCAGCUCCAUCAUUACGUGGAGGGCUUCUUGCUGCACGGCCUCCUCCCUGCCCAUGUUAUCCGCCUCCUCCUCAAACCCCAUAUCCAGAGCCGGGAGGACCUGCAGCUCAUCCUGGAGCUGCUGGAGAAGAUGGGGCUCUGUUACUGUGUCAACAAACCCAAAUCUAAGCCUCUAAAUGGGGCGACCGCUUGGUACAAGUUUCCCUGCUACGUGAAGAAUGAGGUGCCCCAUGCGGAGGCAUGGAUCAAUGGUGCCAAUCUGAGUGGCCAGUCGUUUGUGGUGGAGCAGCUGCAGAUUGAGUACAGCUUUCCCUUCAUUUUCCCACCUGGCUUGUUUGCGCGCUACAGCGUCCAGAUCAACAGCCAUGUGGUUCAGCGCUCAGAUGGCAAAUACCAGAUCUAUGCCUACCGGGGGAAGGUGCCGGUGGGGGUGAGCUACCGGCCUGCCCGGGGAGCCCUGCAGCCAGAUACACUGUCUAUUGCUAGCCACGCAUCCCUACCAAAUAUCUGGACAGCUUGGCAAGCUAUUACUCCCUUAGUGGAAGAACUGAAUGUCCUGCUCCAGGAAUGGCCGGGCCUGUACUACACUGUGCACGUCCUCUGUUCAAAGUGCCUUAAAAGAGGGUCACCCAACCCACACAGUUUUCCAGGAGAAUUGCUGAGUCAGCCAAGACCAGAGGGACUGACGGAGAUCAUCUGUCCUAAGAAUGGCAGCGAGCGAGUUAAUGUUGCCUUGGUUUACCCCCCCACUCCUACUGUGAUCAGCCCUUGUUCCAAAUAAAUCAUCAGUACUGGUGCCAAAGGUUUUCCACCGGAGAGGAAUGUGGCUGAUGCUCUACAGUGCUCCCAUCUCCAGUUGUGGAGUUGCAUGCUGACAGGGAUUGGUGGUAAUUUGGGACUCAGAUGCCACAGGGCAGUUCGCAGGCGGAGGCUUCAUGGCUGAAGUGGACACGGUCACCUGCAAGCUGGGGAUGACAACGAGACAUGAAGCAAAGCAAUUGCAGAUGGCAGGGCUGCCGGCCAGAAGAAAAGCACUGGGGAUAGGAUUCUGUGGACCCAUUGAUUGCGUAUUGAAACUCAUUGGGAUCUCAUGAUGAAUGUAAAAUUGUUCUUAGUACCAUUUAAUUCAGACCUGCUUGGAGGAAAAUCUCUUGAAAUGAGCUGUAGCAGAAUUCCCUGGAUUUGUUCCUGAACAAGAAGAAAAUAGUGAUUUAUUGCUGAGCUGUUGCGUGAAAUCCACGUUGCAAAGAUAUCACCAACUGGAAUCCUUCUCCAGACAGGAGAUCAGCUUCCCAGUGCGCCCAGCUGGUGUGGGAUUCAGGAGUGCUAAAGGAGCAAGAGGACAGAGCAGACACCUUACAGCCUGCUCCGUGGGACUGCAGCCCUGCUGCCACCUCAUCAGGAGCUCAGCGUCACCUGGCCUUUGCAGGCAGCAGGCAUCUAGCCUGUUCCAUGUACUGAAGCCAUAAAGCUGGGAGUAUGGCAGUCGAGUUAUUUAAUAUGAAAUUGGGAUCACUCAUCCGCCCACUGUUUAGUAACUGGUGUAACUGUUUUCAUCUGUAUUUUUUUAUAUGCUAAAGCCAUUUAAUUUUCUAUGCAGCUCAGAAAUGCCUCCCCUUUGCAACUGCCAAGUGAGAGAUCUGUGCAGGAAAACCACGCCAAGUGGCUGCCAGCCCUUUUGGUUUUGCUGCUUCUCUCUUUUAAGGAUGUGUCCUGGAAUCUUCUGCAUACAGCAUCCCUUUGCUGAGCUCCUGUCUCCUAGACUCUAAACAGCAUCACUGAGCCCCAGGGAUGAGUGCCCUGUAUGUUUGAAGGAACUUUCAUUUUUCUUGAGUCAAGCCUAAAGGAAAGAGGGCUUGAAGAUGGUGCUCUAAGAACAGAGAUAUCCAGUUCAGAGCAUGCAUUCCUACUCUGCUCUUGUCCUUGCUCUGAGAGUUAUUGAACUGUUAGAAAAGGACCAAGGCUGCUGCAGAGCACCCUGCAGACUUUACAGCAAGCAUACAAUGAAGAAAGAGGGCAGAUAGGACUGGGGCAUCAGUUGUCCUCCCUGUGGAACUGAUGGUGACUGUAACUCCUUUGGAAGAGGAGAGGAAUCUCCUGAUACUUGAUCCUCACUUCACUCAAGAGGGCCUUGCACUGGUUUUGGUCAUUGGUUUGCAGACCUCUUGCUUGCUAACCAGUUGAUUUCAUGAUGCAACUGGUGCACAUGGACUUGGAAGCAGAGUUGUAGGGCUUUCAGCGCUCAUACUAGAGCUCAUACUGGAGUAUCUUGUGUUACACUUGGAAGCAAACACGGGAUUCAAACAUGCAUCCGUCCAAAUGAAACUCUCACUAUAGGAAUUUUGUUUUCUGCUGAGUCUGUGUAACACUGAAGAAGCUGCAUGUCCCAAAGCAGCAUCCAAAUAUGUUGAGGUAGAGCCCAAAGGUUGAUAUUGUAUAUCUAGCUCAUCUUGGGGCUUGCAGGAGUUCUUGGAGGCCUCUGACAACUGCAAAGGAUCCUAGGGGUGGGGUCACUCUAUUUUAACUCUGAUGAAGGCAAAAAGGUCAUAGAAAUAAGAUGGGUUCAGUCUGCUACACUGCCAAGAUGGAUUUGACUAGUCCCCUUUCUGCAUUCUGUCUCUGCUCUGAGUUUGGUACACUCAGCUUUAAAGCAGAAUGGAAAAAAACAUCAGACUGGGGGUUAUCCUGCCUUGUGGCAUCUGAAAUCAAAGGGAUGAGGCUGGGGGCUGUGGAGGUACACGUUCUCACCCUUGCAGCAUCCUCAGCUCAGCUGUCCAGCAGCACCGGAGCUUAAAUGUGGUCCCUGUCCUGUUCCCAUUUCUCCUUUGUUCCUCUGACCUGGUUAAAGUUUGUCAGAGCAGCAGGGGUCUCUUGCUGUGAAAAGCAGAUGUGGCUUUGUUAAAGGGAACUGCAGAUGUUAUUUAGGAGUUCACUAAGUGAUGUGGAAACCCUCUAGCUCACUCCUACAGAGCCAGAUGCUGGAGCUCAGCUUCACUCUUUGGUUGGGAUCUUGGGCUGCCAUCCUUGGAAGGGCAGUGGGGAGAUGGAGAUGCUGCACUGCAGUAAGCACAAGAAGAGUCAAGGCCUCAGUGUAGCACUUACCAUGCACUUCACGGCUCAGUUAAUGAACUGUAAUUGCAGGUAUUCACAUCAUCUGCAUACCUGGGCAGGACUCUGCACACACACACACAUGCAUGCCCAGACAUACACGGACCGCACCGACACAUCCUCGCCAAAACAACAAAAUAAAAGUGAUCUAAAUCUCAAGGAGAAGCUUAGCUGUUUGGUUUGUUUUCCAAUUCCAGUGCUUGAGUCCUGCCUCUGGGGUGGUCGGUCUGGGACUAAUUGCAGCCUUGCUUUUUUUGAACGUGGAACAGAGCUACUCACGAGAGUGCUGGAAUGGGCUUUUACAGGAAGUGGCACACAGGAACUGUUCCUGUGCUUUCCUGCAGGCUUCUGGCAGUAGAUUUGUUGCUGUAAAUGGUGUUUAGGAGCUAUUGGCUUGCUGGGUGAAUGUGCCCAGGCCUGCCUGAGGUGGAGCCUGGCUGCAGCUCGGAAGAAAUGAUGUGGCUAAUGCAGGGAAACAUCCUGGGUGGCAUUUCUGCCUGGGUGGCUUUCUUUGGAGCUGGAGAAGUGGAUUUUCCUCCCUGUUUCACAUUCUUUUGUAGGUUUUAGUCGGAAGUGGGGGGACAAGAUGCCACCCAGCAUGCCCUCCUUAUGACUCUGGGAUUCCCCUUGAAAGGUGACAGGGUUUGAAAAGAUGUUUGUGCCUGUCAUGGUCCUUGGUUCCUGUAGGGUAGACCAGGCUGUAUACAGUCUGGCCAACAUCUGUCCCCAUCAGCGUGAUGCCUCACUUCUUCCAUGCUUAGGUUUCCCUGGGAGUUACCGAGUGUGCUUUGAAGUGGGGCUAAUAGGAAAGGGAUGUAGGGAUGGUGCCAUCCUGCCUCCUGCUGCACAGGGACCUAGAUGCCCUACCCGCUGUUCAGAUUUGGAAUUUAUCCCAAGGAUCUAUACACACUUUUUCCCAAACUCUUCCUGUCUCCUCAAACAGUGACCGCAUAGAAUCUACUCGUGUUCUUCGCUGUUAAGUGUUGAUUAAGGGAGGAGCGGCACGAGCAGAGAGCAGCAGUGAGUGCCAGCAUGCUCAAUAACCGGAGGUUCUCCCCUAUCGCUGGCAUCUCAUCUUAUCUCAGCUUCCAGGGACACCCGAGGUGCUGCCGGUGUCCGUACCCGGCCCGGAGCAGCCGCAG
Messenger RNA from Lagopus muta (rock ptarmigan), 6746 nucleotides. It is a transcript of the gene MFHAS1, whose product is annotated as multifunctional ROCO family signaling regulator 1. The transcript is spliced from 4 exons. The record is from RefSeq and is a predicted model, not a curated record. Bases 44 to 3277 code for a protein of 1077 amino acids. NCBI's taxonomy places the organism in Eukaryota, Metazoa, Chordata, Aves, Galliformes, Phasianidae. Gene Ontology annotation, molecular function: protein binding.